CUUACAUAUUUCAUUUGGAGGGACACGAACCCGUUUACACAGACAGACAAGGAUUAUUCUGUAACUUUUGCAAUGGUUCCUCUACUACUUUUGUCGCUGGUAGUGUCUGGAGUUUUGUCGAAAUCGAUAUCGAGCUCGACAUUGUUCCAUGACUUCUCUGCUGACAACAGACACUUAACAAAGACCGAGUUUGCCCACAUCUUACUCUCCUUUGAUAGUAACAGUGACAAUCACGUGUCCAUAUCCGAGUUCGAAUCUGGAUGGGCUCAUAAACAUAUGAGAGAUCCUGAUUUAGCCGGAUAUUUCUUCACUGUGGCUGAUGAGAACGACGACUUGCGCAUAACAAGGGCUGAUAUGGACUAUCUGUUUACCAUCAUGGAUUUCGACGCUGAUGAUACCCUCUCAUCUUCUGAGUUCCUCACGGGAUGGCACAACUUCUUCGAAGCCGACGACCACGACGACUAGAAUUGAUGAUUUUAUGAUGAUUCUGUGUUUCCAAAUAAACAGAAACAUAUUUCUUUCA
Molecule: messenger RNA, 523 nt
Organism: Mizuhopecten yessoensis (Yesso scallop)
Lineage: Eukaryota; Metazoa; Mollusca; Bivalvia; Pectinida; Pectinidae
Exons: 4
Coding region: 73-465 (130 amino acids)
Source: RefSeq, a predicted model, not a curated record